AUGGCUUUCUCCACAUGGAAGGCACUUCUCGGGCCCUCUUGGUUCCUCGCGAGUCAGGGCUUUGCCUGCUCUGUAAUCCACUCUGUGAACGGACAGGUGGGAGGAGCCAGAAAGAAGGACCAUGGAGAUCAGGACCAGGAGGGCAGCAGGCCGGUGCCCUGGAGUGAGCACGGUGAGUGCUGGUCCCGUCGGUGUGAGUCUCUCCAGGGCAGCUCAGUGCGUGGGAGCAGGGGACUCCGGGGAUGGACACCUGGUUUUCUGGCCUCCUGCUCCAAGGGGCCACAGAAUAAACCUGCUCCCACAUCAACUAGGCAGGCCAACCGCACCAAGACUGAAAUUCCUCCAUAUCGAGGCCACAAUACUUCUCAAUCAGAAGAAAAUGAAAAAAAAACCUGUAGUCCGGAUCCUGGAAUGUCCUCUCCUUUUCCAAGGCCAGAGGCACCACCUCCAGUCCCAGUCCAGUGA
Messenger RNA from Rangifer tarandus platyrhynchus (Svalbard reindeer), 465 nucleotides. Lineage: Eukaryota; Metazoa; Chordata; Mammalia; Artiodactyla; Cervidae. The record is from the annotation of a GenBank genome assembly.